UGUAACCCUACACCUCGCAAUUCACACCUUCUUCAAAAUGUGGACAGUCGCCGACAAAGGAUCCAAGAAGACGCAGACUAGCAGCACGCAGACCGCCAUGCGCAGUAACAAGCGGCGAAAGGCAGCGAAGCGCAAGGCGGCUCCGCAGGUGACGGAGGAUGACUGGGCGCAGAUCUCGCUCAACCCCCCGCCCAUGCCCAAAAGCUCCAAAAAGGCCAAGAGGUCUCCGGUAUCGACUACACAGCCUGAAGCCGAGCAGCCCACAGACGAUAUGGAUAUGGAGACGAUCGCUGACUGGGACUGGAAGACAGUCAGCGCGCCAACAUACCUGGGCGGCGCCGACAAUGAGAUCGGUGGGAUGGUUUCGCUGCAAGAGAUCGACAACGUUGAUUGUGCAUGGGAGGCCGACGAGGAGACUGGUGGCAAGGUGCUCAAAUUCCGCAGGGUCGUGCCCAAAGAUGGCAAGAAGCAAGCCAAGAAGCACGAUAAGAAGUCAGCCAAGGUCGAGGAGGACGACGAGGAGGAGGACGACUAUGACGAUUUCGCUGCGACAGUCAACUGGGACGAUUUUGUGAUGAUGGACGAUUUCUCAGAGGAGAAGGCGGAGAAGGGACAGCUGGUGUCAAUCGGCGAAAAGCUGCGCCAGGGCCAUGAGCAGGGAUUGGGCGGCGAGGGAUCGGACAGCGAAGGCGCUGCAGAUGCAGCCACAUCGGGUGCAGAAGACCAGCAAGAGGACAGGCGACGAGGUCAAACGAGGAUGGCUCUGCCGAUUCUGAGGAGUCUCAGGACGAGGAUGCCAAAGGACAAGGAGGACGCCAUUGAGGAUCCUGAAGUUGAUGUCUCGGCCUGGGAACACUAUGGCACGCACGAUCUCCUGCUGCGUGCCCUGAAGCACCUGAACUUCACGCAGCCGACCGAGAUCCAGGCCAAGACGCUCUCCAAGGCCAUUGCUGGUCGGGAUAUUAUUGGUGCUGCUGAGACUGGCUCGGGAAAGACCCUGGCUUUCGGUGUGCCUAUGGUGCAGUGCCUGGCCACGCACAAGGGCAAAAAGUGGACAGGCCCCACCGGGCUGGUCCUGACGCCCACGCGCGAGCUGGCGAUCCAGGUCACUGACCAUCUGCAGGCGCUGGCCAAAUUUGUGCGCGCCCGCGUCGUGCCGAUUGUCGGUGGUAUGUCUGAAGCCAAGCAGCAGCGCCUUCUGUCGUCAUUCCCAGACAUCAUCGUGGCCACGCCCGGCCGGUUCUGGGACCUGGUGUCAACCAACGACGAGUACCUGAAGCAGCUGCAGUCGAUCAGAUUCCUGGCCAUCGACGAGGCCGACCGUAUGCUCGAGCCAGGCCAUUUUAAGGAGCUGUCGUUCAUCUUCAAGGCUGUCAACGAGCAGACAAUCAAGGGCACCGGCGGCGAGCGCCAGACGUUUGUGUUUUCGGCCACCCUGCUCAAGGACAUGCAGUUCCGUGCUCACCGCGCGCCAAAGAAGAAGAAUGCCAACAAGCCCAAGCCCGGAUCGAUGGAGGAUCUGAUCCUGCGCGUCGGAUUCCAGGAUCCCAAGCCGUUCUUUGUCGACGUCACUCGCGCCGAUGCCACUGCUGCCACCCUUACCGAGGCCCGCAUUGACUGCCUUGCUGCUGAGCGCGACAUCUACCUCUACUACUUCCUUGUCCGCUACCCGGCCCGCACCCUCGUGUUUGUCAACAGCAUUGAUGCAAUUCGCCGGCUCGUGCCCAUCCUCAGACUCCUCCAAGUCCCUGUGUUUGGUCUGCAUGCGCAGAUGGAGCAGCGCCAGCGACUCAAGAAUGUUGACCGGUUCCGCGAUACCCCGAACGCUGUUCUUGUCGCUAGCGAUGUUGCUGCUCGUGGUCUCGAUAUUCCGCACGUCGACCACGUUGUGCACUACCAGCUGCCGCGCUCCGGCGAUCUCUACGUCCACCGGAGCGGCCGCACUGCGCGUGCCAACAAGGAGGGCCUUGCCAUCAUGCUCGUCAGUCCCGAGGAGCGCAAGACAUACCACAAGGUCUGCACGAUGCUGAAAAAGGACAUUGCGCAGUUCCCCGUCGACCUCGACAUCAUUGGCCGCCUCAAGCCGCGCGUCACCCUCGCCCAGCAGAUCGACCAGCAGGAGCACAAGCUGCAGAAGCAGACGCACGAGCGCAAUUGGUUCAAGCGCAAUGCAGAGGAGCUCGACAUCGAGCUCGACAGCGAUUUCCUGCCUUCGUCUGAUGACGAGGACCACGGAGAGAUGGUCCGCGAGGAAGCCCAUGCAAAGCAAAAGAUCAAGGCUAUGAAGCGCCAGAUGAAGUACCUGCUGGCACAAAAGAUCGUCACCCGCGGCGUCUCAGCACAGUACCUGUCGAGCGGCAUCAUCAGCGACCUUGCCGACCGCCUGCUUGACACCAAGGACGCGAAUCCAGUGAUUCCGACAUUGAAGCGCGAGUCGGCCCUCGAGGCAGCAAAGAGCAGGGUGCGCGCACAGAAGGCACACAAGCUGCGCAAGCACUAAGCCAUUUAGCUCGAUCUUUUAGCCUAUAUACGCCUCAUAAAUUCGGUGCUUGG
Linderina pennispora is the source of this 2553-nucleotide messenger RNA. Its product is annotated as P-loop containing nucleoside triphosphate hydrolase protein. The transcript has a single exon. NCBI's taxonomy places the organism in Eukaryota, Fungi, Kickxellomycota, Kickxellomycetes, Kickxellales, Kickxellaceae. Gene Ontology annotation, cellular component: nucleolus. The coding region runs from base 38 to 2500 and encodes 820 amino acids. The record is from RefSeq and is a predicted model, not a curated record. Gene Ontology annotation, molecular function: RNA helicase activity; ATP binding; nucleic acid binding.